Neurospora tetraspora is the source of this 1896-nucleotide messenger RNA. RefSeq names its product S-adenosyl-L-methionine-dependent methyltransferase. Gene Ontology annotation, biological process: ergosterol biosynthetic process. The transcript has a single exon. Gene Ontology annotation, molecular function: sterol 24-C-methyltransferase activity. The record is from RefSeq and is a predicted model, not a curated record. Gene Ontology annotation, cellular component: endoplasmic reticulum. Lineage: Eukaryota; Fungi; Ascomycota; Sordariomycetes; Sordariales; Sordariaceae. Bases 409 to 1575 code for a protein of 388 amino acids.
CCUUUUAAGUUUUUCUUCCAAAUUAUGAGCUCCGCUCUUCCCGUGCAAGUGAUAGUGCCAUGGGUCGAUGGUACCUUGAAUACCCGUUCCUCUCCAUUCACGGCUUGAUAUCAUAAUCAAUAUUUACCUGUCUAUCCACUGAUUUUACCUUUACUCCUCCAGUCUCUUCUCCUCUCGCAUCUUUGCUACCCAACCGACCAGAUAAUUCACAACAAAGCAACUCCUGCGGCCUGUUGUGUUGUACUUGCUUCCGGCGUCUACAUCUCCUUCCAUCUCGAUCUUCCACUUCGAAGGGCACUGCCACCCCCAUUCGCAAAACCUUAACCUUAAACUUCUGCGCCCAUAUCUCCGCAUCUGGGGCUCAAGCAUUGCCUCCCCCGCACCCCAGAAAUCUGCACGUCAUUCGCCAUGUCUGUUUCACUUCAGCACCGGGCUUCAGACAGCUCCGACGGCAUCGACAGGGUCGCCGAAGAGAAGCAAAAGCUCACCGUUAAUGCGACACCAUCCACAAAAAAGCAAGAUGCAUUGGGCCUUGACGACGCCGACCGGCAAUCCACUACGAACCGCUUCAAGACCUUCCGGUCAGCCUUCAAGUACAUCCACCACCUAACACCAAAGCAGGUAGAUGACUACAUGCACUCGUAUGUCAUUUACAACCUCGACUGGGCCGACGAAAAUGCCAUGAUCAAGGAACUUGGUCCCGACUACCAGGCCAAGGUCGGGGAGUGCUUGCAGGCUUACUACGGAGUCAUCAACCACCUCUGCGCCAUGGGCGAUGUCGAGAAGAUGUACAUCCCUCCCCACAUGGACAAGAGGGCCAAUGUCAUCGAGAACCAGCUGCUUUACGAGAAGGCCGUUGCGCGUGCUAUCGGCAUGAAGGCCGGCGACAAGGUUCUCGACUUGGGAUGUGGCCGAGGGCGCGUGGCUGCUCACAUGGCCAGCAUCACCGGCGCUACAGUUACCGGUCUCAACAUCGACCCCAACCAGGUCGCCCAGGCACAAGAAUUCAACAACCAGAAGGGAUUGAAGAACAACUUUGUACAGCAAGACAUGAACACGCUACCACUGCCCUUUGCCGACAACUCCUUCGACUGCUUUUACCAGAUCCAAGCGCUGUCACUGUGCAAGGAUCUCCCAACGCUCUUCCGCGAAGUCUAUCGCGUGCUCAAGCCGGGCGCCAAGGUCUCGCUCCUCGACUGGGUCAGCCUGCCAGACUAUGACCCCAGCAAUCCCGAACACCUUGAGCUCAUGAGGCGCGUCAAGCCCCUCAUCGGCGCCGUUGGCACACCCACACCCAAGAGUUUCGAGAAGGCCCUCGAGGAGGCCGGCUUCGUCGUCACAAAAUCCGAGAACGCGAGCAUCGACGGUCUACAGGCGCCACUGAUUGACCGGGUCGACAUUUACUUCCGCACUAUGCGCCAGAUCAUUCUGGGCUUGGUGAAGAUCCACGUCCUGCCCCAGCACUUCAAGACGUUGAUCGACAGGUUAUGUCUGGAUGGGCAGGCGUUUGUUAAGAUGGAUAGGAUGCGUCUUAUUUCAACGAGUUACUGGCUUGUGGCGGAGAAGCCCCUUUGAUCGUUUGAACAACAGAUACAACAACAACAAAAAGCCCGGCGCAUGGUGAUGGUUUCAUAAAAGUUGUUCGGCUUAUGAUACCGUUUGGACCUCUUGCGGUGGAUAUUCCCCCCUUUCGGUUCUUUUCUACAAUAAUCAAUAAUGUAUGUGUGAUGGAGGAUGCUGAUAGAUGAUGAUGAUGAUGAAUCAUCUCUUGUACGUCGGUUAUUGCAUCUCUCUCUUGUUUACUGUACCCUUCUUUUCGAACAGUUAGAUAUCCAUAGAAGUUGGCAUUUUUGGAAUUUGAAGCAAUAUCACAAAGACAAUCAACACCUUUGCAUA